Molecule: messenger RNA, 1291 nt
Organism: Leptopilina boulardi
Lineage: Eukaryota; Metazoa; Arthropoda; Insecta; Hymenoptera; Figitidae
Product: nucleoside diphosphate kinase homolog 5-like
Exons: 6
Coding region: 83-1033 (316 amino acids)
Biological process (GO): GTP biosynthetic process; negative regulation of oxidative stress-induced intrinsic apoptotic signaling pathway; UTP biosynthetic process
Molecular function (GO): nucleoside diphosphate kinase activity
Source: RefSeq, a predicted model, not a curated record
GUUGACUUUUGUAAAUAUUAACCUUCUAUUUUGUGUAACUUUAUAAUUUCCUUUUCAAACCUAUUCUUUCAUUUUAUCUAGAAUGUCUGACGAUUCAGAAGAAAUAGAAAAAUUAAAAUCAUUGGAAAAUGAAUCGUUUGAAAAAUGUAUGGAAGAUACAAUGGAAAAUGAUAUUUUAGAAAAAAAAAUUGUUGUCUGCAAAGAUAGAAUAUCACAAUCGGAACCCUCAUUAAUUUAUUAUAACACAAAUGAUCCACAAUCAAGCUCCUCUGGCUCAAGCACUUCUACAAAUACUUAUAAAUGCGUAGACCCUAUAGAAAAUUAUUUUAUGAGAAAUGAAGAAGAAGAAGACGAACAAUCCCGAAUUAUUUGUGAGCCUUGUGUAUUGGAUGAAAAAGAUGAGGAACUUGAAGAAAUACCGGAUGUAGAAUGCACUUUAGCAAUUAUAAAACCGGAUGCUGUGAAUUAUCGUAAGGAUAUUGAGCGUAGAAUUUAUGAAGAAGAUUUCGAGGUGUAUCAAGCGAGAUGGUUGCAACUGAGCCCAGAACAAGCAUCAGAGUUCUACUCUGACAGUUAUGGGCAAAUUAAUUUUGCUCAUCUCGUUGCGUAUAUGUCUUCCGGACCAAUUGUCGCGAUGGUAUUAGCCAAGCAUCAAGCCGUUCAUGAAUGGAGAAUGUUAAUGGGACCAAAAGAGGUCACACAGGCCCAAUUGUAUUUUCCUGACAGUAUUCGGGCCCAAUUUGGAAAAAAUGACGAUGAAUUUCAAAAUGCUGUUCAUGGAAGUAGUAAUCGUGAGGAAGCAGAAAAAGAAAUUCACUUCUUCUUUCCCGAAUUUAUUGUUGAACCUAUACUCAAGGGGCAAAUGGCUGUCGAUUAUUUAUGGGAAGUAAUUAAUUCAGUCCUAGUAGAAGGUUUAAGCGAGUGUUGCAAAGUGAAACCGGAAGAUCCGAUUUUAUGGUUGGCAAAUUGGCUCCUUACGAACAAUCCUUACAAGCCAAAAAUGUCCACGGAACUAAUGAUGAUUCCCACGUAAUUUAGUAUUUUUUCCAAAAUAUUUAAGAAACAAAAAUUUAUCUCCGUGAGAAAUGAAUAAUAAAACAUAUUUUUUGUAUUAAAUAUAUAGCGGAUAGUGGACAAGAGUGUAUCAUUUCAGUUUUCUAGAAAAUGAUUUUAAAAACUCUAAAUAUAAAUGAAGUUUACGUAUACCGAUUUAUUUAUAUGAAAAGUUUGGUAGCAUUUUUAUAAUUCAUUUUCCAGAAAAAUAAAAUGUUACCCAUAAAUAAUAAAAAUA